Molecule: messenger RNA, 594 nt
Organism: Protopolystoma xenopodis
Lineage: Eukaryota; Metazoa; Platyhelminthes; Monogenea; Polystomatidea; Polystomatidae
Source: the annotation of a GenBank genome assembly
GAAGCUCUACUCCCUGAUAUGGGCCAAGUCAAACCAAUGUGGCCACCUGCUAAUUCGUCUGGGCACAUUCAGCUAUUCUGGUCACCCUCUCUACAAUUGCAGCUCUGUUUUGCCUCUCUAGACACUAGAAUCCUCUCCAAACUGCUCUCAAAGAUCUUCCUAUCUGCUCCGCCCUCCUCUUUCUGUCAUUCUACUCCUUCCCUUUCUCUUGCUUCCUCAGUACCCUCUAACCCUAUCUCUGUUUUCAUAGUACUUUGUAUCAUUACUUGUCUUUCACGUCCAGCCAAUGCCCCUUUCUAUUUGAUUCAAGAGCUGGCAACUCCUGUCAAUCUCCAGUUCCUAUCUACCUCAGAAAAGUAUUGGGUCUCGCGACUGGCCUUGCUGAGAGUCGACUCGGGGCCAGGACUAGAGGUGGGCCAGCCCGGGCUACUGGUCUGCGAGAAGAAGUACGUCAAAGGUAUGAUAACCUCUCGUGAAGAGGGCGACCAGAGCAGGAAUGGGGCUAGCAAUGGUCUGCAAACUGCUCACACUAGAAAUGAACACCGCCUACACAAGACACGUACAGUCUUGAGGCUGCUGGGUAGCUUGCCCUGA